AUGACAAAAAUAGUCACUAUAUUAUUACGUGACUCUGUUAAAGUUGAAAUCUUAAAAGAUUUAUCUAUUGAACGACGACAAAAAUUAGAACAAACAUUGAAACUUUAUCGUUUAAAUAAAGAAAUUGAUGAUCUUGAAAAAUGGAUAUCUCAUAGAGAAUCGAUAGCUGGUGCACAUGAAUCAGGACAAGAUUUUGAAUAUGUAUCUAUGUUACUUGAUCGUUUUGUUGCAUUUGAACAAGAAACACAACAAAUAGGUAAUGAACGUUUACAAUAUGCUAAUAAUAUGAUUGAUAAUUUAAUAUCAAAUGGUCAUAUUGAUUCAGCACAAAUAGCUGAAUUAAAAGAUUCAUUAGAUGAAUCAUAUCAAGAUCUAUUAGAAUUAAUUGAAACACGUUUGCUAGCAUUAAAAACAUCAUGGGAAUUACACAAAUUUUUACAUGAUUGUAAAGAAAUAUUAUUAACUAUGGAAGAACAUACAAAUUCAGUACCAGAUGAAAUUGGUCGUGAUCAACAAAGUGUACAACAAUUAUUAUCUAGAGAUUUGCAAUUAUGGAUGAAUGGUAUAAUUAGACAUAUGAAUAAUAGUGAUAAACCACAUGAUGUUAGUGGAGUAGAUUUAUUAAUGAAUAAUCAUCAAAGUUUAAAAGCAGAAAUUGAUUCUAGACAAGAAAAUUUUAUUAUGUGUAUUAAUCUAGGUAAAGAUUUAAUUAAUCGUCAACAUGUACGUUCAUCUGAAGUAAAAGAAAAAUGUAUACAAUUAUCUAUGUUACGUGAUAAUGUUGAUGAUACGUGGAAGGAACGUUGGAAAUAUAUGCAACUUAUUUUAGGACAACUUGGUGAAACAUUAGAUCAAGUACAAAAUCUAAUAAAACGUCAUGAACAAUUUGAAAAAUCUUUAUUAACACAAGAAGAUCGUUUUAACGCUUUGCGUAAGGUGACAACAUUAGAAAAAAAACGACAAUUACCAUUCGUUCAACCUCGUCAAAGUCGUUUAUCAAUUUAUUUAGAAGAAUUUAAAACAUGGGAAGAACGCAAUGCUGAACGACCAUCAACAUUAACAGAUAGAACAAAAUAUCAAUCAAUUAUAACAGAAGAAAAAACAACAUCUGAUGGUGAUAGUGAUCGUUCAACAACAUUGCCAGGUAAACAACAAUCUAGUCAAGAUUUAGAAUCAACAAUUAAUAAACAACGACAAUCAGAAUCAGCAACACGUUUACUAACAAUAAAGGAAGGCUUCUUAUCACCGUUACUUAGCAAUCGUUUAACAUUUUAUAAAGAUGCUAUAGAUUUAAAAGCAGGUCGUGCAAUAACAGAUGAUGUUCAAUUAGAGUCAUCAACUAAUGUUGCACCAGCAAUAGAUUAUCGAAAAAAAACCAAAUGUAUUUCGUUUAAAAUUUCAAAAUGUUUUUGGAAAAAAUCUGCCGCUGCCGCGCCGCCACCGCCACGGCGGCAGCGGCAGCGGCAGCGCCGCGAUGGACAUCUCUGCCAUAUCCUUGCUGAAUAUGGUUUGUUGGAUGCUCUUGAUCUUAAUUAUGAUAUUUCUCGUAAAUAUACACCACCAUGUUAUGAUAAAGAACUUCAAGGUCUUGUUGAUGGUAGUGGUGUAUCAUAUAAAGAUAUUCGUCGAUUUAAUCUACUUCGAGAAUUAAUCAAAGCUGCAUGCAGUGUAUUAGGAGCAUGGGAUUGGGAUGAAAAAUCUCCAAUAGCUAAAUAUGCAAUAGUAACUAUCUAUCAUCCAAAUGCAUCUUAUGUUUUUGGUAAUUUUGGUUAUGCUGGUCUUAUUGGAUCAGUUGGAGCUUAUAAUAUAACUUCACGUUUUGGUAAUCCAUGGACAUAUGUUCUUCGAGAUGUAGUUCAAUUUUCAAAUUCACUUGAUACUGCUUUAACUAUGCUUAUUAAUACAAAACGAACUUGUUCAGUUCAUCUUGGUCUUGGAGAAUUUCAUCGAAAUACUUCAAAUAAUAAUAAUAUUGGAUUUCUUGCUUAUCUUGCAUAUAGUGCACCGGAUGAUCCACAUGGACCAAUUGAAGCUUUUUAUUGUGUUCAUACGCGACUUGAUAUGAUGAAAUUAUUUGCUGAACUUUCAUCAAAAAUUGAAAAUUUCAAAUAA
Messenger RNA from Rotaria sp. Silwood1, 2112 nucleotides. The record is from the annotation of a GenBank genome assembly. NCBI's taxonomy places the organism in Eukaryota, Metazoa, Rotifera, Eurotatoria, Philodinida, Philodinidae.